UCGUAUUUAUUGUUGAGAUAAUAAACGUCAAACUAGUCGCGCAUAAACAUUUGUGUUGUUUGCAGCAGGCAUGCAGGCUGGCGGUAGCCCAAUUGUAAUAGAUCCUUACGUGGCGCAGCACAUGCUUCAAGUUGGCGCCACAUUGAUCAUCGCGGGAGUUCCAGUGGGCACGGAAUUCGGCAUAGACUUGUCGUCGUACGACGUUGGCGAACGAUUCCGUGGCGUUAAGAUGAUUCCUCCUGGUCCCCACUACGUUUUCUGUGCGGCCAGGGAUUCUUAUGGAACCACGGCUCCGCGGGUUGGCUUCGCCCAUUACUUCAAACCAUGUGAGAUUGUCGUCAAGGAGUGGGAUCCCCAAACUGAGGAGUUACGAACCAGACAGUGCCAAGAUAUUGAACUGGAGAAGCAACGAAUCCGGGAAAACCUGAAAGAUCUGGACAGAUUUCUGGCGCCUUACGACUUCAAAGAACUCGCUAAAUGGAAAUCCCUGACCGACACAAUAACAGAGGAUGUACUUUGCAGAUGCACUCCGCAGUCGGGGUUUAUUAGGAACAGCAUGGAAUUCCUAUCAUGCCCGGAUUCAGAACGACCUCGGGGAGGAGCUCCUGGGAAUUACAAGAAUCUGCCAUACGUUGCAGACGAAAGUGAACUGUUGCCCAACCUCAAGCCUCUUCCGGACACGGCGUUGAAUUUUAAAGAACUACCGCCACGAAUACCAAAAGGCGUUGCUCCCUCCGAAGUCACUCGACACCACUUGGACUGCAUAGAGGCCGUCGAUGCAUUUUUCGCCAAGUUCUCAGAUCAAAUCGAAGCAAUACAAGAGAUCCAACUGGCUUUCAUUUUCUUCUGCUCCGGCUACUCAGUGGACAGCCUCGCGCAUUGGCGAAAAACUCUCAACCUCCUAAGCAACUCAGAAACGGCCGUGGAUAAGUACAUGCUGUUCUACAUGAAAUACUUGGAAAUUCUUCAGUUCCAGCUUCCGGAAUUGCCGGAAGAGUUAAUGGAGCAAACGAAGAACAACACAGUGUGCAGGGACGUAAGGAGCUUACUUCAAAACUGCGCGGUUGCUGGAUUGCAUAUCAGUGCCGAUCGCAUGGCGAAGAGGCUAAAAAAGACGAUGAAGUGGAAGUUCGAUGGGCUCCUGGACGAAGACCCGGAGGACAUGCCUGUGGUCGUAGACAACGCAGACUAAAAGUUCAACUCUAGCAAUAGAUUUUGUAUUUAAUAGAAGAGUUAAUAGAAAAUAAAGUAUUUUUCAAAAAUUA
Messenger RNA from Hermetia illucens (black soldier fly), 1265 nucleotides. Its product is annotated as protein AAR2 homolog. The transcript has a single exon. NCBI's taxonomy places the organism in Eukaryota, Metazoa, Arthropoda, Insecta, Diptera, Stratiomyidae. Gene Ontology annotation, biological process: spliceosomal tri-snRNP complex assembly. The record is from RefSeq and is a predicted model, not a curated record. The coding region runs from base 71 to 1192 and encodes 373 amino acids.